UUUCAAGUAGAGGCUGCUGGCUGCAGAUGGAGUUGUAAUAUCUGUCUUGUAAGUUUUAAUUUCUCUGUCGUAAAAUGCACAAUAUAAACCAAAAAAAUAUGGCUAGAUCAUAACAAGCUGAAAUCAGCGAAGAGAAGUGAGCAUCACCAUACUUGUUAUUCUUGUUAAUUCUGUAUGAAUAAUGCUACUGUUUCGACGAAUCAGACAUUUUCCUUCCAACCACAUCAAUUUUGGAAAUACAUUUUACAGCUCCUGGCCUUCGAGAUGGUGCCUCAAAACGUCUUCCAAUACAUUUUCCAGCACAACCAAAUCUCUUACGAUUUUUUACAAGAAAUUACCCACACUAACUUUUUUUCAACCAACUUUUCGUUGCCACAUCUCAAGUCUUCGUUAUUUCAGAGCAGUUAACCGAUAUGGAGGCAAAGGAAGAAGUCAAAUCCGUUUUUCGUCAAAUAAUGUAGAGAAAAAAAUAAAAAGUGGCUGGAAUUUGCAAUCAGUCUUUGGUAAAACUGGGAAACAGAAGAGCCAAGGCCGUGAAAUAAGAAGACUUGCUGAGUUAGCAAAGCCAGAAUGGAAGAAGCUUGGAGUUGCAUUUGGAUUGCUGGUCCUUUCAUCAUCUGUUACAAUGCUGGUGCCUUUUUGUAUUGGAAAACUGAUCGAUAUCAUAUACAAUUCAACCGAAGAUUUUACAGAAAUGCUUUGGAAUUUGAAAGUUACAUGUGCAGUGUUAUCAGUGACAUUUUUGGCUGGGGCACUAGCAAAUCUAGGAAGGGUUUACCUUGUUCAGACCUCAGGGCAAAGGAUUGUUAACCGUUUACGACAGAAAAUAUUUGGCUCAAUCAUUCGCCAAGAAACUGCUUUCUUUGAUAAAAAUCCAACAGGAGAAUUGAUCAACCGUCUGUCAACAGAUACAACCUUAGUUGGAAAAUCGAUCACAGAUAAUAUAUCAGAUGGUCUACGAUCUUUCGCCCAAGGUGUUGCUGGGGUUUCGUUAAUGGUUUUCGUAUCACCGAAACUUGCUGGCUUAGUUCUAAGCAUAGUACCACCAGUUGUUUUGUUUAGUGUAAUAUACGGCAGGUAUGUUCGGAAUAUCACAAAACAGGUCCAAGAUUCACUGGCUGAUGCCUCUCAGGUGGCAGAGGAGAGAAUAAGUAACAUCAGGACCGUAAGAGCAUUUGCUCAGGAAAUAAAAGAGACACAGAGAUACGACGGGAGAGUGGAUUCGGUAUUGCAUUUAGCUUAUAAAGAGGCUUUGGCGAGAGCUGCAUUUUUUGGAUUUACAGGUUUUUCUGGCAACAUGAUUGUCAUCACUGUACUCUACAGUGGCGGUUAUAUGAUGACGCAGGCGCAAAUGACAGUUGGUGAUCUGACGUCAUUCUUGCUGUAUACGGUCUAUGUUGGAAUGUCAAUUGCAGGCCUAAGUACUUUUUAUUCUGAGCUCAUGAAAGGCGUCGGAGCAAGUGUUAGGAUUUGGCAGCUUGCUGAUAGGCAGCCUGAAAUCCCUGUUACAGGAGGACUUAUACCACCAGGCGUUCUCAAAAACAUCAGUAUAAAUUUUAGUAAUGUUCAUUUUACGUAUCCAUCAAGAAAGGACACCCCGAUAUUGAAAGGAGUGGAUUUAUUUGUUCCAUCUGGAUCCAUAACUGCAGUUGUAGGUGCUAGUGGAUCUGGGAAGAGCACAAUAGGUUCCCUUCUCCUUCGCUUAUACGACCCAGACUGCGGCCAUAUCAGUGUCGGAAACUACGAUGUAAAAAAGCUUGACCCCACGUGGCUUCGAAAGUAUAUCGGGACAGUCAACCAGGAACCAAUAUUGUUUUCCUCCUCUAUUGCUGAAAACAUUUGUUAUGGCCUUGAUGACCUGUCUGAGAUGGACACUGAGAAAAUCGUAGAGGCAGCUGAGAAGGCCAACGCUAUGGGAUUUAUAGAAUCGUUCCCAAAUGGAAUUAACACAUUAGUUGGAGAACGCGGCCAGAUGUUAUCAGGUGGUCAACGUCAGAGAAUAGCCAUUGCAAGAGCGAUCAUGAAGGACCCCAAAAUUCUCCUUUUGGAUGAAGCGACAAGCGCGUUGGAUGCAGAGAGUGAGUAUUUGGUUCAAGACGCGUUGCAGAAGCUUAUGGUUGGUAGAACAACGAUAAUAAUCGCCCAUCGACUGUCUACUAUAAAGGCAGCGCACCAGGUAGCAGUUGUCGACAAUGGAAAAAUCGCAGAAUCUGGUACCUAUGAGGAGCUGAUUCAAUUGAAGGAUGGCUUGUUUCGAAAACUUGUAGAGAAACAGUCCAAUAUGACUGAACAUUAAAAAAUUGAUGCUAGUUACAUUUUUCAAUUAUCGAUAUAAAGUUUUACCCUUUGUCUAAAGUUUUUCAAGGUUGAGGUGUCUAAGUUUUAUUUUGCAGUAGUGAUUCAUUAAAAAAUAAAUUCUUUAUGCGGGAUGGUUUGAUUCGGUCACAAAUAUCAACAAUUAAAAGGCACCUAUUCAUUUAAUCAACGUAAAAUAUAAGAAUAAUUUAUCUUAUGCUUUUGAAUUACAGUAAACACCAGUGUAUAAGGGCGUAAAAUUUCACCAGUCAGUAUAAGUAGGUUCCUCGAUAUGAGCAGCAAAUGGGAAAUAAUGGA
Messenger RNA from Rhopilema esculentum, 2613 nucleotides. Its product is annotated as ATP-binding cassette sub-family B member 10, mitochondrial. Lineage: Eukaryota; Metazoa; Cnidaria; Scyphozoa; Rhizostomeae; Rhizostomatidae. Gene Ontology annotation, cellular component: mitochondrial inner membrane. Gene Ontology annotation, biological process: oligopeptide export from mitochondrion. Gene Ontology annotation, molecular function: ABC-type oligopeptide transporter activity; ATP binding; ATP hydrolysis activity. The record is from RefSeq and is a predicted model, not a curated record.